AUGAACCUUGAGGGGAAAAAAUCAGGAAGAACCGAAAAAUUAAACAAAAAAAAAAAAAAAAAACUAUAUGAAAAUAUCAAAGGUCAUCACUGUGAUCUAAAUAUAUAUUCCCCCAUAAAUAAAAAGUUAGAAUUUAUUAUGUCACAUCAAGAAGAAAUUGAACUGCCAUUAACUAGUUUACAACCUGAUAUACAACCACAAACUACUACUACUACUAGUACCUCCAAAUCUAAAAAGAAAAAACAAAGAAAACCUCAAACUGAAGAAGAAUAUGCAUUUCAAGUAUCGCGAUGGAAUGAAACCGGACCUACUAUAAAUACCGAUACUUGGUUAUUUGAAAAUCUAGAAGAAUUAAAUGUUGAUGUCAAAAUAGAUAGACUCAAACUAUUACAUGCAGUUGAAUUAGCUUAUUAUCAAAAAGAUUAUGAAAAAUGUCUAGAGUUACUUAAAUUAGGUGAAAAGAUGUAUAAUGUUGAUUUUGAUGAAGUAGGGGAAUGUAUUACUAAUGACUAUAAAAAUUCUCAAAAACAAGUUAAAUGGAAUAAAAAAGUCGAAAGAAAUAUAAUGGAAUUGUAUAAUAUUAAAAAAAAGUGUAUUAAUAAAUUGGGAUAG
Messenger RNA from Candida tropicalis MYA-3404, 612 nucleotides. RefSeq lists its product as uncharacterized. NCBI's taxonomy places the organism in Eukaryota, Fungi, Ascomycota, Pichiomycetes, Serinales, Debaryomycetaceae. Bases 1 to 612 code for a protein of 203 amino acids. The transcript has a single exon. The record is from RefSeq and is a predicted model, not a curated record.